UGUCACGUGACUGACAGACUCUGGCGAGUUAUUCCAGCUCCACAGUCAUGGCGGUGACGAGGAGUCUCCGGGAUGCUCGAUACGCUUCUACAACACUUUAAAUUAUCUGGUUUUCUCACCCUCAUGCUGGGCGGUACCCGCUGUCCUCGGACAAGUGUCGAACAUCCAGUAGGCUGCUGUGUUUCCCACGAUGGCCGACCGCGGCGUUGAUCUGGCGGCUCUACCGAAAGAGGUCAGGGACCAGCUGGCGGAGUUGGACCUGGAGCUAUCCGAAGGCGAUAUCACGCAGAAGGGUUAUGAAAAGAAACGGACCAAACUGUUGGCUCCCUACAUCAUCCAGACUCCGGUGGAACCACCUCCUAAGAGAGAUGUGCUACCUCCAGCUCCCAGUUCAUCCUCCAGUCAUGCCCCACUCCAGUCCAGCUCAUCAAGAUACAGGGAGCGACGCUCCCGGAAGACACAUCGCAGUGGAGGAACCAGAGACGACCGCUACAGAUCAGACAUCCAUUCAGAAGCAGUGCAAGCAGCUCUGGCGAAACAUAAAGAGGAGAAGAUGGCCUUGCCCAUGCCAACAAAGCGGCGUUCCACCUAUGUGCCAUCUCCCAUUGAAACCAGGACCCCACCAGACUCGUCGUCCGGUUCCGAUGACGACACCAACCUACGCCGGCAGUCAUCUGUUGUCGCUCCGCCACCUAUGACUAAUCACAACCUGCAGAGUCCAGAGUCGUGGAUUAACCGUUCAGUCCAGGGCUCCUCGACGUCCUCCUCUGCCUCGUCCACUUUAUCCCAUGGAGAACCCAAACCGCAGCCCCAGAGUCAACCUCAGCCGCAGUACAAACCCCAGUACCAACCUCAGUAUAAACCCCAGUACCAGCCCCAGUACCAACCUCAACCCCAGCACCAACCCCAGCACCAACCCCAGCACCAAUCCCAGCACCAAUCCCAGCACCAAUCCCAGCAACAUCCACAGGAGACGCCGCGUACAGCUGCCAUCACUGACAUGAUGGCUCACAGUCGGAUUGCUCCAUCGGAGAACAGCGCUCCGCCUCCAGAUGUUACAGCCGUGGCCCCUGCAUCCAGAGCCCCGCGGGUGGACCUGCCCUCCAAUGCAGUGGUCCGGGGAAUGAGCCGGGGGCAGAGCCGCUCCAGCAUGAUGGAGACGGCAGACGGAAGAGGUAAUACUCAGAGAGUUCCAGUCAACAGCAGGGUUUCCACAAAGAUCCAGCAGCUGCUCAACACUCUGAAGAGGCCUAAGAGACCAGAGCUCAGCGAGUUCUUCACUGAUGACUCAGAGGAGAUAGUCGAAGUUCCUCAGCCAGACCCCAACACACCCAAGCCUGAGGGCCGUCAGAUCAUCCCGGUGAAAGGAGAGCCUCUGGGAGUGGUCAGUAACUGGCCGCCGGCCCUCCAGGCUGCACUGGCACGCUGGGGUGCCACGCAGGGGAAGAGUCCUGCCCUCACCGCUCUGGACAUCACUGGGAAGCCGCUCUACACACUAACCUACGGGAAGCUUUGGAGCCGUAGUGUGAAGCUUGCAUUCACACUCCUCAACAGGCUGGGCACCAAAAAUGAGCAGAUCCUUAAACCUGGGGACAGGGUGGCGCUGGUGUACCCCAACAGUGACCCUGGGAUGUUCUGGGUGGCCUUCUAUGGUUGCCUACUGGCAGAAGUCAUACCUGUGCCUAUAGAAGUGCCACUGUCUCGCAAGGAUGCAGGUAUCAGCCAAGUUGGGUUUCUCCUGGGCAGUUGUGGUGUCGGUCUGGCUCUAACCAGUGAGAUUUGUCUGAAGGGGCUUCCCAAGACCCCUACUGGGGAAAUAAUGCAGUUCAAAGGCUGGCCCAGAAUGAAGUGGGUGGUCACAGACACCAAGUACCUGACCAAACCUUCCAAGGACUGGCAGCCGCACAUCCCAACAGCCAACACUGACCCCGCAUAUAUAGAGUACAAAGCCAGUAAAGAGGGCACGGUGGUGGGCGUGGCUGUGUCCAAAGUUGCCAUGUUGACCCACUGUCAAGCUCUGACUCAGGCCUGCAACUACUGCGAGGGCGAAACCUUGGUGAAUGUUUUGGACUUUAAGAAGGACAUGGGCCUGUGGCACGGUGUUCUCACGGCUGUGAUGAACAGGAUCCACACCAUCAGCGUGCCCUAUGCUGUAAUGAAAGCCUGCCCGCUCUCCUGGGUUCAGAGGGUCCACAUCCAUAAAGCUCGCGUGGCUCUGGUGAAGUGUCGGGACUUACACUGGGCCAUGAUGGCUCACCGGGACCAAAGAGACACCAGCUUGGCUUCGCUGCGCAUGCUGAUUGUUGCUGAUGGUGCAAAUCCCUGGUCGGUGUCUUCCUGUGAUGCUUUCCUGAACGUGUUCCAGUCUCAUGGGCUCAAACCUGAGGUGAUUUGCCCCUGUGCGACGUCACCGGAGGCAAUGACAGUGGCCAUUCGCAGACCGGGAUUGCCAGGCGCACCGCUGCCUGCCCGUGCCAUCCUUUCCCUGGGAGGUCUGAGCCACGGAGUCAUCCGAGUCAACACCGAGGACAAGAACUCAGCUCUCACCGUGCAAGAUGUGGGCCAUGUCAUGCCUGGAGCUCUGAUGUGCAUUGUCAAACCGGACGGUCCUCCUCAGCUGUGUAAGACAGACGAGAUCGGAGAGAUCAUCAUCAACUCUCGGGCAGGAGGAACCAUGUACUACGGCCUCCCCGGUGUCACCAAAAACACAUUUGAGGUGAUUCCAGUUAACUCUAAUGGCGUUCCCAUUGGGGAAAUUCCAUUUGUGCGGUCGGGGCUCCUGGGAUUUGUCGGCCCCGGCAGCCUGAUCUUUGUAGUGGGGAAGAUCGAGGGUCUGCUGCUAGUGAGUGGGCGGAGACACAACGCGGAUGACCUGGUGGCAACCGCCCUUGCUGUGGAGCCGGUGAAGACAGUGUAUCGUGGAAGGAUUGCUGUGUUCUCAGUCACGGUCUUCUACGAUGAGCGAGUAGUUAUCGUGGCCGAGCAGCGACCGGACGCCAGUGAAGAGGACAGUUUCCAGUGGAUGAGUCGAGUUCUGCAGGCCAUUGACAGCAUCCACCAAGUCGGCCUCUACUGCCUCGCCCUGGUGCCAGCCAACACUCUACCCAAAACUCCGCUGGGCGGCAUCCACAUCUCUGACACUAAACAGUACUUCCUAGACGGAAACAUUCACCCCUGCAACAUCUUGAUGUGUCCUCACACAUGCGUCACCAACCUGCCCAAACCACGGCAGAAACAGCCGGUCGGUGUUGGUCCUGCCUCAGUGAUGGUUGGGAACCUUGUGGCUGGGAAGAGGAUUGCACAGGCAGCAGGGAGAGAGCUGGGCAUGAUUGAGGAUCAGGAUCUUGUACGGAAGCUCUGUAUGUGGCCCACUGUGAUGCACCAGUACUUGUCGGAAGCUCUGCAGUGGAGAGCGCAGUCAGACCCGGACCACGUCCUCUAUGUUCUCCUUAAUGCCAAGGGUGUGGCUGUGUGCACGGCGACGUGCGUCCAGCUUCACAAGAGGGCGGAGAAGAUCGCUGCAGCGCUGACAGAGAAAGGCAGCAUCAAUACCGGCGAGAAUGUUGUGCUGCUGUAUCCACCUGGUAUCGAUUUAGUCGCUGCCUUCUACGGAUGCCUGUACGCCGGCUGCGUCCCAGUGAACGUCAGACCUCCACACCCUCAGAACCUGGCGGCUACGCUGCCUACGGUCCGCAUGAUCAUUGAUGUCAGCAAAGCGGCCUGCAUCCUCACUACUCAGAACCUGAUGCGGAUUCUGCGCUCCAAAGAGGCCGCUGCUUCUGUCAACAUCAAAACCUGGCCAACAAUCAUCGACACAGAUGACCUCCCUCGCCGUCGGCCUCCUCAGAUCUACAAGCCGCCCACAGCAGAGAUGAUUGCCUAUCUGGACUUCAGUGUGUCCACCACAGGGAUGCUGACUGGGGUCAAGAUCUCUCAUGCAGCGGUCAGCGCUCUCUGCAGAUCCAUUAAGCUGCAGUGCGAGCUCUACUCUUCUCGCCAAAUAGCCAUCUGUCUGGAUCCGUACUGCGGUCUGGGCUUCGUCUUGUGGUGCCUCGCCAGCGUUUACUCAGGUCACCAGUCCGUCCUUAUUCCUCCGUUCGAGUUGGAAAGCUGCCUGUCUCUGUGGCUGAGCACACUCAGUCAGUACCGCAUCAGAGACACCUUCUGCUCCUACUCCGUCAUGGAGUUUUGCACUAAAGGGCUGGGAACACAGACAGAACUCCUCAAGGCCCGGGGUGUGAACCUGUCAUGUGUGCGCAGUUGUGUGGUGAUUGCAGAAGAGCGCCCUCGUCUGGCCCUCACGCACUCCUUCUCCAAGCUGUUUAAAGACUUGGGCUUGUCAUCCAGAGCUGUCAGCACGGCCUUUGGCUCCAGAGUGAACCUGGCCAUCUGUCUGCAGGGCACGACUGGUCCUGAUCCCUGCACAGUCUAUGUGGACAUGAAGUCUCUCCGCCAUGACAGGGUGAGGCUGGUGGAGAGGGGAGCUCCACAAAGUUUGCCCCUGAUGGAGUCUGGCAAGAUAUUGCCUGGUGUGAGAGUGAUCAUCGUGAACCCCGAGACCAAAGGUCCGCUUGGCGACUCUCAUCUGGGAGAGAUUUGGGUGAACAGUCCUCACACGGCCACUGGCUACUACACUAUCUAUGGAGAAGAGAGCCUCCAGGCUGACCACUUCAACACCAAGCUCAGUUUUGGUGACCCCCAGACCCUAUGGGCUCGCACUGGUUACCUGGGAUUUGUGAAGAGGACGGAGCUGCUUGAUGCCAGUGGCGAUCGACAUGAUGCUCUGUUCGUGGUGGGCUCCUUGGAUGAGACCCUGGAGCUGAGAGGACUUCGCUAUCACCCCAUCGACAUCGAGACCUCUGUGUCAAGAGCGCACCGCAGCAUCGGCGAGAGCGCCGUGUUCACAUGGACCAACCUGCUGGUGGUGGUGUCGGAGCUGUGUGGCUCAGAACAAGAUGCACUGGACCUGGUACCUCUGAUCACGAACGUGGUUCUGGAGGAGCACCACCUCAUUGUUGGGGUGGUGGUCAUUGUGGACCCUGGGGUCAUCCCCAUCAACUCCAGAGGCGAGAAGCAGCGCAUGCAUCUCCGUGACUCCUUCCUUGCCGACCAGCUGGAUCCCAUCUACGUGGCGUACAACAUGUAAGAUGUUCAGCGAGUCACGGGUGGGUUGGGCGCCACCCCCCACCGACCCUGUCCCGGUGUGACACCAGCAUAUCGCGGCAACUGCAUGCCUCCGACGGGACCUGCCCGUGGAGUUGUUCACUGUGUUUUAUUGAUAGACUUUUGCAGUCCGGACCGAGACCAGACUCUUUUUCAUGAGCAACACACCAUAGUACUGCUUUUGGAUUUUAUUCUAGAAUAAUGUCUUGGAAGAAAAGGCGCUUUUGCUACAUGACACAAGCGUCUUGAAACACUUUCCCUGUUUGUGUCCUCACUGAUUUCAAGAGAUACUACACUUGAAUCCACUGGAAAUAUUUUUAUACCUGCAGCUUUUAAACACACACACACACUGAUGCAUGUGCUGUGUCGGUCCAUUUAUCAGGAACCUCACAAACUUCCAGUGUCUGGCCAUGUUGACCAGGUAAAUGUGGUUAUACACAAAUAGGCCAUAACAUUAUGACUGCCUGCCAGACGUUGUGAAGUUUUCCGUUUGUUGUUGGAACUGACCCGCGGUGGAAGAACAAAGAAGCAGGUGGACUAACGUCUCAGCGGGAACAUGCCACAUGUGAGGUGUGGUUUGAGCAACAAAAUGUAGCAACACAAUAUGAGACAGAUGGUCAUAAUGUCAUGGCCGAGGUCCUGGUCUUAAGUCUGUUACUCUCUGAAAACCUCCAAAGGAUUGUGAUCAGGUGAUGCCAGGAUGUUCCAACCAUCGCCUCCCUACACUUCUCUUCCUCACCCCUAGUUAGGGAGCCGAUGGUGACGCAUGUCUUUUGUUGUGACUGGAUCUUUUCAUUUUUGAAUAUAUCUACACCUUUCCAUGACAUUUCUCUGUCUCACAAAGGGUGGGUUCAAAACUCAACAUUCCCAACGUGCUCUUCUGAGCAACUUCAUUUCAGCUUUUUUGUUAGGGUGAAAACUGGUCUCGCUAUUUUAAUAGUUGCAUUUGAGACAUCGCUGCAGAGGUAUAGUUGAAUGAAUAUGUGAUUUAAAAGCAUAUACAGUAUGAGAGAGAGGCAGUGAAAUAUUUGAUGGAAAUGAAAGUAACAAGAUGGAAAAUAUUAAAGUCGUCAAGUGGAAAUUUCAAAAAGAUGAAAUGCAGCCAAAAAAAAUGCAGACAUUUAAACAACAAAAAAAUAUUGUUUUUCGCUUAAAGGAACACGCCACCUCUGUUCAUGCAUAAAUGCCUACAUCUUCAGUUAGCUAGGUUUUAUUUUGUGCAGCCAUACUUGGGUUAUAUAAUCACUUGUACAAAUACCUUGUACAAACUCCACUCAGUUUUGGAUCCCAACAAAAACAUUAGCCGUGCUAAAUGCUAACCAAAUAGCGCUCCGCAACCGGGCCGUCUGGGAUCAUACUCACAUUGCGGUCGCAUAGUGAGAGCACUUCAUCAUGUUGCCCCAAAAGUUGCUUGUACGAACCCGCCGUAAGCCUCAUGUACAUCCAUAUUUAAUUGAAAUUAAUGCCUUUUACCCUGGGCCAGUUAGAAAUAUCAAACUAUAUAUAUAUAUAUAUAUAUAUAUAUAUAUAUAUAUAUAUAUAUAUAUAUAUAUAUAUAUAUAAGGCCAUUUGCUGUGUUUUUUUAACAACCAAUCAACUAUCCAAAAAUAUCCUUUUUUUUCCGGAUGGAAAAUGAAUCCAAAGUUCUCACCUGCGUCAUUUUCAUGUUGCAUUAAUUAGUUAGUAUUAAAAAAUAGGUCAAUAAACAGAAGAGUAAUUCCGUAAAUUCUAUUUCAAAAAAACAAAUGGUACCUUGGUUUCCAUUACCCAACUGACGCCCCCUGACGAAAAGACCAGGGAAGAUUUCAUUAAGGAACAGAGGUGGAGUGUUCCUGUAAUAAAUUUAGACCCUUAAAAAAACGAUUAAAAAAAGCCCAAAAAUCAAAAUGCCAAGUGAAAACCCAUGAAUAUGAUCUGCUUUUCAUUGUCCAUCAAAGGCAAAUAGAAACAUUCCUGCCCUGAUUUUGACAUUCCUACUGUGAAACAUGAUCCAUUCAUCAUCGACAGACAUUUGCUGUCUGCACAGUCGAAGAGGCUGCGUUCCCUUCUGCACAUGUUAGGACCUCUGUGUAUUUUAGGACGUGUAUAGGUAUUCUGAACUGUAUAAAUGUACAAAGGAGUCACUCAUUCCUCUCCGAUGAAGGGUUUCGGGUCGUUGAGAGCAGAUGAACGUAGAGGAAGAUUGUAAAUACAGCUUUGACUUGUGGAUUAUAGUAAACUGAGUUAACUAUUAGCCAAAAAAGAUGUGCACUUUCUCCAGAACAAAAGUCUAUUUUAUUAUUAACAAUGAGGCGUUGUGACUAACUUAUCAGGAGCAUAUAUUGUUAUGAUGACGUAUUUUUAUUGAGAAGAGUUUACUGGAUGGCUAACACUGUUAACGCCAUGAAACAAUUGAGUUGUUUUAUAGAAGCAAAGAUUUAUUCUCAUUCUAUCGCCAUUCUACAUUUAGCUGCCCCCUUUUUAGUUUGGUGACUGAAUCAACGCUCAAAUGUGAAGAUGAAAAGUGGGUCGUUGCGGACGAGUCUGAAGAUGUGAGCGUUUCAGUCUGUUGAGGAGAGUGAAGGAAAAAACAUGGAGAUGUUUGCCACUCAUAUCUGUAGCCCUGCAACUGUGUGCGUUUCUUGUGCUCUCCACCAUCUAUUUGUACAUGAUUCAGUGUCGGCAUGUAAAUAGGUUUGACUUAGUUUCCAUUUGAUGCAUCAGAUCACCGACAUAAGUGAAACAUUGCUGUUGGCUCCUCCAGCACCAGAACAUCUCUAGAGUUGCCGUUUGCUUUUAGACAUCACUAUUCCGUCCGCUCUAACAUGGAUUCCUUUUUUUGCAUCUGAAUUUGGAGUGUGAGAUUUAUAUGCACGAUGUUGUAAAUUCAGGGAACAAACACAGGGACGGAUCAGGUGCAGGCCUCACAAACACCACGACCGAGAACGGCAGCGGCUGCGGAGCUCCGCGUUGGUUCUCCCCAGUUCGGACUAUGCAAUCCCAGCACCGUCUGGUGAAACAAUACUUUUGUCAUAACCAAUAACAAUCAAGCUUAUUAACAUCACACAUCACUCUUUAUUGUUAAUAGUUUGUGUAUGAACCCUUCACUUAUUGUACAUGAGUUACUUGGUGAUUUGAAACUACCAUGAGGGUGCAAACCACUGCUGAAGCAGACAUCUUAAGGUGGUCACGCCCCAGGUGUCGACUUGUUUUUGUCUUUCUAGCAUAUUUUCUAAUUUUGGUUUGUUGUACUUUGUUUUAUACUUUAUGUAAAAGUAAUACAGAAUAAACAGAACCAUCUAAUCGUGUCCUGGCGUCUG
This is a messenger RNA of Synchiropus splendidus (mandarinfish), 8462 nucleotides long. RefSeq names its product disco-interacting protein 2 homolog B-A-like. Lineage: Eukaryota; Metazoa; Chordata; Actinopteri; Syngnathiformes; Callionymidae. The record is from RefSeq and is a predicted model, not a curated record. The coding region runs from base 191 to 5146 and encodes 1651 amino acids. The transcript is spliced from 40 exons.